Suricata suricatta (meerkat) is the source of this 7282-nucleotide messenger RNA. RefSeq names its product forkhead box P1 (gene FOXP1). The transcript has 20 exons. NCBI's taxonomy places the organism in Eukaryota, Metazoa, Chordata, Mammalia, Carnivora, Herpestidae. Gene Ontology annotation, cellular component: nucleus. Gene Ontology annotation, molecular function: DNA-binding transcription repressor activity, RNA polymerase II-specific; RNA polymerase II cis-regulatory region sequence-specific DNA binding. The record is from RefSeq and is a predicted model, not a curated record. Gene Ontology annotation, biological process: regulation of transcription by RNA polymerase II. Bases 639 to 2690 code for a protein of 683 amino acids.
ACUUCUCUGAUGAGAUCUGCAAGACGUGUCACCCGUGGAUUCUUGUCGGAGUUUCCUGCUGAGAGAGAACCGCACACGUGCACGCCGAGGACCUCAGGCUUUCGACUCAUUCCGGAGUUCCGGCUCCCCGCAUGACGGUCGCUCCUGUCACCUUGAGGACUGCCUAGGUGGCAUUAUCGUCCCUAGGAUCUGUGCAGAAAAGGCCUGGUGUGCAAAACCUUGUUGCCGGCUGUUAUUCAUAAAAUCUCUCUGAAACUGCUUGAGGAUGAGUUGACUUAUCUGUCAGCAAUUUCAGCUUACUUGGAAUUGGACUUGGUCAGUGUUCUACUAAUAACCCGACCAAGCCGUGAAAGCCCGCAGCCUCCGCACGUGGGCACAUUCGCAGGCUGGCUCUUGCCCUGCGGAGGCUGCGUCCCAGCCUCCCUGUGCAUUUGAAAUGCGGCUGGAAGAAGAGCCGUGAACUGCGGCAAUGUCCCUCCAUGUGUUGCAGUCCUGUGGCAUUAUGCACGCUCCUAACCAGUGACCCUUCAGCUUUUUAUGGCUGUGAGACUCAUUAAAAGUUCAGGGGUAAGAAGUGACCUUUUGAGGUGACUGUACCUGAAGAUUGCUUUCCAGAAGCCAAAAAAGGUUUUUGAGUCAUGAUGCAAGAAUCUGGGACUGAGACAAAAAGUAACGGUUCAGCCAUCCAGAACGGGUCGAGCGGCGGCAACCACCUGCUCCCGUGCGCCGGGCUUCGCGAAGGGCGGUCCAACGGGGAGACGCCGGCCGCGGACGCGGGGGCGGCCGACCUCGCGCACGUGCAGCAGCAGCAGCAGCAGCAGCAGCAGCAGCAGCAGGCACUUCAAGUGGCAAGACAGCUACUCCUUCAGCAGCAACAGCAGCAGCAAGUUAGUGGAUUAAAAUCUCCCAAGAGGAAUGACAAACAACCAGCCCUUCAGGUUCCCGUGUCAGUGGCUAUGAUGACACCUCAAGUUAUCACUCCCCAGCAAAUGCAGCAGAUCCUCCAGCAACAGGUGCUGAGCCCUCAGCAGCUCCAGGUCCUCCUCCAGCAGCAGCAGGCCCUCAUGCUCCAACAGCAGCAGCUUCAAGAGUUUUAUAAAAAACAACAGGAACAGUUGCAGCUUCAGCUUUUACAACAACAACAUGCUGGAAAACAGCCUAAAGAGCAGCAGCAGGUGGCUACCCAGCAGCUGGCUUUUCAGCAGCAGCUUCUGCAGAUGCAACAGUUACAGCAGCAGCACCUCCUAUCUCUGCAGCGCCAAGGCCUCCUCACGAUUCAGCCCGGGCAGCCCGCCCUCCCCCUCCAGCCCCUCGCCCAAGGCAUGAUUCCAACUGAACUGCAGCAGCUCUGGAAAGAAGUGACAAGCGCACAUACCGCGGAAGAGACCGCAGGCAGCAAUCACAGCAGUUUGGAUCUGACCACGACAUGUGUCUCCUCCUCUGCACCUUCCAAGACCUCCUUAAUAAUGAACCCACAUGCCUCUACCAACGGACAGCUCUCAGUCCACACCCCCAAAAGGGAAAGUUUGUCCCACGAGGAGCACCCCCAUAGCCAUCCUCUCUACGGACAUGGUGUAUGCAAGUGGCCAGGCUGUGAAGCAGUGUGCGAAGAUUUCCAAUCAUUUCUGAAACAUCUCAACAGUGAGCAUGCGCUGGACGAUAGAAGUACAGCUCAAUGUAGAGUACAAAUGCAGGUUGUACAGCAAUUAGAGCUACAGCUUGCAAAAGACAAAGAGCGUCUGCAAGCCAUGAUGACCCAUCUGCACGUGAAGUCUACGGAACCCAAAGCCGCCCCUCAGCCCCUGAAUCUGGUAUCAAGUGUCACACUCUCCAAGUCUGCAUCAGAGGCUUCUCCACAGAGCUUACCUCAUACUCCGACGACCCCAACCGCCCCCAUCACUCCUGUCACCCAAGGCCCCUCCGUCAUCACCACCACCAGCAUGCACACGGUGGGACCCAUCCGCAGGCGGUACUCAGACAAGUACAACGUGCCCAUUUCUUCAGCAGAUAUUGCGCAGAACCAAGAAUUUUAUAAGAACGCGGAAGUUAGACCACCAUUUACAUACGCAUCUUUAAUUAGGCAGGCCAUUCUCGAAUCUCCAGAAAAGCAGCUAACACUAAAUGAAAUCUAUAAUUGGUUCACACGAAUGUUUGCUUAUUUUCGACGCAACGCUGCCACGUGGAAGAAUGCAGUGCGUCAUAAUCUUAGUCUUCACAAGUGUUUUGUGCGAGUAGAAAACGUUAAAGGGGCAGUAUGGACAGUGGAUGAAGUAGAAUUCCAAAAACGAAGGCCACAAAAGAUCAGUGGUAACCCUUCCCUUAUUAAAAACAUGCAAAGCAGCCACGCCUACUGCACACCUCUCAAUGCAGCUUUACAGGCUUCGAUGGCUGAGAACAGUAUACCUCUAUACACUACGGCUUCCAUGGGAAAUCCCACUCUGGGCAACUUAGCCAGCGCCAUACGGGAAGAGCUGAACGGGGCAAUGGACCAUACCAAUAGCAACGAGAGUGACAGCAGUCCGGGCAGAUCCCCUCUGCAAGCUGUGCAUCCUGUGCACGUCAAAGAAGAGCCCCUCGAUCCAGAGGAAGCUGAAGGGCCUCUCUCCUUAGUGACAACAGCCAACCACAGUCCAGAUUUUGACCAUGACCGAGAUUAUGAAGACGAACCAGUAAACGAGGACAUGGAGUGAGCGUCUCUGGGCGGGCCAACCCCAAGAAUGCAGAUUGGGAAAAACAAAACAAAACACGUCAAAAGUUAGCAGUGAAAUCGUUCUCCAUUUGUUGUACAGUCUGGAGGAUUUUCACUCCAUUCGGACCACUCUGACACGUGUUAACUCUGAGUGCCAUCAAGAAUCCCAUUUGGGAGUAUUUUUGAUUUUUCUACUUUUUGUUGAAAAAAGGAAUUUGUACUCUGUGCAUUGGAUGGACUUGUUUGGUACUUGGGAUUUUCCUCUCCUAACAGUCAACAUCAGUGUUGUAAAUUUGCUAAACUGAUUUCACUUUUAGCAGCAGACUUUGAACUGCCGUCCUGCCGCCGACGUGGGACACCGAGGACACCCAGCUGAGCAUGUGCGUCUGAGCUGCAGACCAAGCCUCUGCCCAGAAUUUAAGGAUUCCAGUGGACGACCUAUUUGCACAGGACUGCAUGCUGAUUAUCACUGCCUUUACUCCAUUUUUGUUGUUGUUCGUUUUUUGUUUUGCUUCCAGUUGGGAUGGGGAAGGCCUUUGUGUGUGUACUGGGGGGAGGGGGUUAAAAAGUAAUUAUCCCAAACUUUUUAAUGUAUUGCUUUUUUUUUUUUUUUUUUUUUGCUUCUACUAUACCAUUUUAAGUUCUGACCUCAGGCCUCCAUUUGGGCCCACGGCCUCCCGGAGGCUUAAAGUUUUCUGUACCUUGUGAUGAAUGUUAAUAGGUGUUUUUAUUAUACAAAGCUGAAUGUCAUUUCUCGUUUGUAGUUUUCUGUCACUCAUUCCAUUUUCCUUCAGACAUCACCACGUUUUCUCUGAAGUCGGAAAACAUUCCGUUUUGGUCUUUUUCAAAAAGGUCCCAAAUGCUGCACUCUCUACACAUGAAGGUCCUCUCACCCAGACCUGAAGUCCUGCCAGAAAGAGAAUGAAUGACAGAAAAAAUAAAAAAAAAAAAAGAGAGAGAGACACCCUCGGAACAACGCAGAUUCAUUCCACGAAGCAGUAUUGGAGGUGGGAAGGGGGUUGUUGUAGAUUUUUUCCCCCCGCAGCUACCAUCCUGUAGUAAAUGCCACAGCAUUUUGCCAGCACAAGGAAGCGUAGGCAGCACUUAGCCCCCAGAUUCUCCUAGUAGACUGACCGUGUGACCGCGAAGGCUCUCGGGUCACCAAGCUGCCACCGGCCACAGGCUCUCUGACGUAGAAAUCAGCAUGGGUUGCUUUGUUUGCAAAAUGGCCAAAAGGGUGGCUUCCCGAAGCAACUCUGCUGAAGAGUGGGUGGCGGCGCCGAAUUGAAACCUCAGUCCAGACCUGCUUGGUGGCAUUAAUCUGUUUGAAUGCAAAUUAGAUUUCAGAUUGAAUUUGUUAUGGAAGUUAAUGAGGACUGAGUUCAGCAAAUGCUGAAGUGUUCCUUUCAAACGUGCAGACUCGGUACCGCAGUUCUGUUUGUUCCGCAGUGCGAUCACGCCGAGCCCGUGUCCACGACAGCAGGAGACCCCGUGGACACGGGGCGGGGGGGCAUGGUGCCCCUGCGCGCGUGGAGAAGCGGGCACGGCGUGCAGAGCGCGACGGUCGUCGGUCAGCACCACCUCAGUCCUGAGAGCCCCUCGUUGCUUCCACUCUGCACCCACUUUCCUGUCACUCAGUUAUUUAUCUAGGACCGUAGCUUUUGUUUUGUUUUAGUUUGAGAGCCUUUUGGGGCUUAAUUUAUAUUCUUUGUACCUUUUUUUCUAAAAUUACCAAAGAUCUUACACAAAGGUAAAUUAUGUUCUCCGUUUUAUGCUUUAUCUGAUGAAGCCAAAUAUCCUCUUAUUGUUGAUCAAAGGAGGCGAAAGAAUUUAGAGGCAAUUGAUCAGUUCUAGGCUAUUGCUAACCUGAGAAAGAGAACUGCUCCUUCUUCAUAGAGUAAAUUUAGAAGACUAAGUAGGUAAUGGAACCAAAGUUGUUACUUUUGUUUUUUUGGGGUUUUUAUUUUUCUUGUUCUGUACCUCGACAGAGACCAAAACUCCUAAGGAGAGAUUAUGGGGCUGCUGAAGGUGAAAAUAGGGCACAGUGCGUUUCAGGAGCAGAAGGCAGGGAGCCCCAUCCCCCAAAACACGAAUGGAUGCCUCUGAAAAUCAGGGGUCACCAGUACAGGAGACAUUCAAGAUAAAACGUAAAGAAAACAGAAAAGCUUCUACAUCGGAACUCCAUCACAGACGCGUUUCUAGAAUGCAUGUUUGUUUUUGCUUUUACAGAAAGAUUGUUCUGCCACUUAGCUUUUAAGGACUGUGCUAGGAUCACUGCAUUGAUUUUGCUUUGUCUUGGCAUAGAUCUUCCGGUUUUUGGUGGGGUUUUUCAAAAUGUUUUCCUUUUUCCUUUCUUUUUCUUUCUUUUUUUUUUUUUUUUUCUAAUUAGGCUUUGGUCAGCGUUUUCCAUUUAAAGAAGGAAAAAAAAAGUCCACUCCCGUCCACUCAUGAGCUUGGUACAAAAACUUCUUUGGCCAUUUCUUUUGAAGCGUCACUGUGCUUUCUGUAUAAAGGGCAGUCUGUGGUCACUCGAGCCUUUUUUUUUUUUUUUUUUUUUAACUUUUCCAGGCAGCUUCAUGAUGUGCAGGCAGUAGCCAGACAGGGUCAUGGGAAGGGGGCCCUGUGCUUCUAAGCUGAGUGGUUGCUGGUUCGUUUGGUAUUCAAAAGAGGAUAAAACUCUGGUAGAUUAGGUCAUUCUCAGCAUGUGUAGCUAGACAUGAGUAAAGAUAACAGCAUGAGAAACUGUUAGUGCGCAUACCUCAGUUCAAACCUUUAGGGAAUGAUGAAAAUUAAAAGAAAAUACAUUUCACUCAGUUGCACUUAGUCGUAUGUCUUGCAUGCUUAGUCUAAAGACUGUAGCAAAAAAGAAAAAAAAAGAAAAAUUAGAUUUUACGUAUCUUUGCAGCCCUGCAGAAGAACCAACUGAAAAAAAAUUCUUUUCUCAGGCUUUACAGCAAGCAAACUUCACUAUGAUUUUUACAGUUCUGAUUCUGUAUCCCUUGGGGGGGGGUUCCAGUCACUUCUUUAGGAUGGGGUUUAUUAUGUUGUACAUAUAUUCCAAUGUGUCUGUGUGAAUCUUUGUCUUUUUUGGGGGAGGGCGGAGGGCGGUUCUUUUUUUAGAUAUUGUUCCUAAAAAGGAAUAAAUGCAUACACCUGUUUGUCAAAACACCUUUGCUUUUUGUGCAACUGCUUUAUAUUAACGAUACUAAAAAAAAUAGCUUUGGAAAAAAACUACUGUAUGUAAUGGAAUUGCAGAAUUUGCUGCACAUGUAUUUUAUUUAGUUAUCCUUGCUUUAAGAAUAUUGGAUGACAUUUCCUGACAUGUGGGAGGGAGAAAUUCCCUAACCCUUUUUUUCCUUUUAAAUUGUAACAUAGUUGGCAGUUGUUUUUUUUUUUUUUUCUGUUCUCAUUGAUCGGAGCAUUUUGUACAGAUUUGUGUGUGUGUGUGUGCGUGUGCGUGUGUGUGUUAAUCUGUUUUUUGAUACAUUCCUAUCCCUUGUGUUUAUUCCACCACUGCCUUCCUGGCUAUCUUAAACAAGUUCAUACAUUUGAAAAGAGAAAAAAAAAAUGCUGUUUUAAAAAAUGUUUUCUCCUGCUGCAGUAAAUAUUUUGCAUGAUGAAAUUCCAGGGUCACACUUUCAAAGUUUAUCAGUGAAGUAGUGAUUAAUAAUGGGGAGUUGUCAAAGCUAUUGAACUUUUUGUAUAAAAAAAAAAAAACUUUACAAGGUGCCAAGAUGUAAAGACAAUUUGUUACUUUUUCUUUUUCUUUUUCUUUUUUUUUUCGAAGAAAAGCAUACGUUAGGGAGAUGGUCCCUUGUAUGAGGCAAAUGCACUGUCAGGAAUGAGAAUCCAUCCUCCUUGUCCCCAGAGUCUGUCCCUGUGAGACAGGUGAUGCUGCCCGCGUUGAAAACCGGCCGUGAAAUGAACUAUCAAGGCUUCUGUACGUGAAGAGUGACCGCCACCUUCGGACAGAGCUGACGUGACUUCAGCAUUCCGUCGGACCUAGGGAAGAAUACCUUGACUUCUGAACCCCAAAUCUGAUUGCUGUAAAUCACUAGCUAUUUUGUCAUGGGGGGAAAAAAGUUAAAAAAAUAUUUCCUCUCCUUUCCACAUUCCAGCUGAGCUCCGUUUCCAAGGGUACAAAGAACAUGCUCGUAAGGAUUUUGAAUCUUUUGGGUCCCUGUUGGCUAAUGGUGUAUAUACCCUCUUGAUAUUUUGGAUGUUUUUGGAAUGUCGGUUUUGCUUUUUUAUCCUCAGAAUGAGACUUAACAAUUCUAAAGGCAUUCUGUGGGGCCGGUGUAGUUCACACCAUGUCUGCUGCCCAGAAGCCCUGAUGAAGACGGUGCAGUCCGGACUGUAAGCACGGUGCUUCGUGGAAAUGUGCUGCCAGAAACCAGAAUUUUUUUUCUGUUUUGUUUUGUUUUGAUAAGGCAUAAAAGGAACUCAUUCCUUGACAUCAACUGUAAUUCCAUCAUUCCGUGUCUGUGGAUACAGACAAUAAAAAAAAAUGUUGUGUAGUCAGUACUAAUUACUGACAUUAUCGCAUUCUCAAAUGCAAUAAAAAUGCUGGUUUGUUCACACUGGUAGUAAAAA